Messenger RNA from Effrenium voratum, 714 nucleotides. The record is from the annotation of a GenBank genome assembly. NCBI's taxonomy places the organism in Eukaryota, Dinophyceae, Suessiales, Symbiodiniaceae.
GUCCCAUGGCUCACGUUGCCACACCUUGAUGUUGGUCUGGAACAUGCCGCGCGAGCAGAAUACGAACUUGGGGUGCAGGCCUGGAAUUUGCGCCAGCCGGAGCAAGGCUUGGAGCUCUUUCUGAGGAGUGCGCAAAAGGGCUAUCAAGUCGGCGAGUACUGCUUCCGCUACGGCAUGUACCAUGAGCUUCCUCCCUCGGACAUGAUCCAGGCUUUUCGAUGGUACAAGCGCGGUGCGCGGAUGAACCACAAAGGCUCCACGACUAUGCUGGGAAAGCUCCACUUGGCUGCGGGCCACCGGGACCUGGCCGUGCGCUUCCUGCGACGCACCGGGCUUCCGCUCGGUGUGCUUGGGCCUGCAGCGACCGAAGCAGAUGUGCUUGAACGAGGCCAUGGUGGCUGGCGGGGUGAUUCGUUGGCACAAUGGUUUCUCGGAGAGUUGUUCCUGCAAAGCGCAAAGCUGCGUGAUGCUGUGAAGUGGUGGAAGCUUUCUGCUGAAAAUGGAGACAGCGAUGCCAUGAUGCGGCUCUCCCAGGUUUUCAGUGACGGCGCCAACGGCAUUCCGCAGGAGCCUAUGCGGGCCAGGCACUGGCUCUUCGCAGCUGCAGCCCACGGUCACAAGGAUGCGCUGGACCAAGUUGACUGGUCAGCAACCUUCCGGCCUCGUGCAGAGCAGAGGUGGAUUGACCUGAUGGAAGGUCAUGGGUGGCUGUGA